Messenger RNA from Alnus glutinosa, 1802 nucleotides. Its product is annotated as fructokinase-like 1, chloroplastic. NCBI's taxonomy places the organism in Eukaryota, Viridiplantae, Streptophyta, Magnoliopsida, Fagales, Betulaceae. Gene Ontology annotation, biological process: plastid transcription; chloroplast organization. Gene Ontology annotation, cellular component: chloroplast nucleoid. The transcript has 2 exons. The coding region runs from base 47 to 1516 and encodes 489 amino acids. The record is from RefSeq and is a predicted model, not a curated record. Gene Ontology annotation, molecular function: kinase activity.
GGUCAAACAUGGAUAAACCCUCUUCGAAUGAGUAAUUCAUUCAACCAUGUCGUCACUUCAGCUAAUCCCACCUUCUCUUUCGCUUCCACUCCUUCUAAGCUGUAAACUUCCAAGAGGUAACAGAGCUUCAGAGCCUCAAACACUCGCGCAAAUUUCUAAGCCAAAGCGGAGCGUGGCUCGAGCUUCCAUCAACGGCGACACAAAUGGAGCUGUCGAGCCGCCAAAACCCACUCGCCGAGGCAGGAAAAAGGGAUCCACUUCGUCCUCGCCCACCUCUCCCCCAAAGAAAACAAAGAGUUCUAGAAAAACCCAAGCCGAGAAAGGCACAGUCGAAGCCAACGAACCAGACCCAGAAUUCGGCGACUACGACGACGGAAUCGAUUUCCCGUACGACGACCCACCACUGAUCUGCUGCUUCGGCGCCGCACGGAAAGAGUUUGUGCCCACGGUCCGAGUGUCCGACAACCAAAUGCACCCGGACAUCUACUCGGAGUGGAAGAUGCUCCAGUGGGACCCGCCGGAGUUCGUGAGGGCCCCAGGUGGGCCCCCGUCCAACGUGGCGAUAUCGCACGUGAGGCUGGGCGGGCGAGCCGCGUUCAUGGGCAAGGUUGGGAAGGACAAGCUUGGGGACGAGCUGGUGUUGGCGAUGAACAUGGAGAAGGUGCAGACGAGGGCUGUGAAGUUCGAUGGGAAUGCUAAGACGGCGCGCACGUACGUGAAGCUUAAUUUUGACGAUGAGAGGAUGUGGGCGGAGACGGUGAAAGAGGCCGCUGAGGAUUCGCUUCUUAGCUCUGAGUUGAACCUUGCUGUGCUCAAAGAGGCUAGAAUUUUUCAUUUUAAUUCAGAAGUUCUAACAUCCCCCCCAUUGCAAUCAACCCUUUUUAGAGCGAUUGCAUGGUCUAAAAAGUUUGGAGGUCUUAUAUUUUUCGACUUGAAUUUGCCCUUGCCUCUGUGGAGAUCGCGUGAUGAGACAAGGGAAAUAAUCAAGAAAGCCUGGAAUGAAGCAAACAUCAUUGAGGUUUCAAGGCAAGAGCUUGAGUUUCUUCUAGAUGAAGAUUAUUAUGAGAGGAAAAGGAACUACAGGCCUCAAUACUACGCUGAUAAUUUUGAUCAAACCAAGAGCCGGAGGCGAGAUUAUUACCAUUAUACCCGUGAGGAAAUCUCUCCGUUGUGGCAUGAUGGUCUUAAAUUUUUGUUCGUGACUGAUGGAACUCUUCGAAUUCAUUACUAUGCCCCUUCAUUUGAUGGUGUAGUGAUCGGAACAGAGGAUGUGCUCAUCACCCCAUUUACUUGCGAUAGGACUGGUUCUGGUGAUGCUGUUGUGGCAGGGAUUAUGCGAAAGUUGACCACAAACCCUGAGAUGUUCGAAAAUCAAGAUGUUUUGGAGAGGCAGCUUCGUUUUGCAAUUUCUGCAGGAAUCAUAUCACAGUGGACUAUUGGUGCAGUGAGAGGUUUUCCUACUGAGAGUGCAACACAAAAUUUGAAAGAACAGGUUUAUGUGCCUUCAUUGUGGUAGAGCAGAACAGGUUUCUGUACCUUUAACGUGGCAGAGCAGAUCCUGAAACAUGAUGGUUUCUAUUUUCUGAGAAAUUUAUUGUAUGUUAUCAGGAGCUUUGAGAAACUGUCUGCCAUGAAGGUGAGGGAGAAGUUUUUUAGAAGAUUGCAUGAAUUGUUCUCUGGCAUGGUCAAAUUUAUUGGAUUCCGAAUCAUCUUGAAUCACAGAUUAUAGGUGCACUUGAUGUGCAUUUUUUUGGUGAGAUACAUAUUAUCUCUUCUUACUGGAAUCAGAGUUUUUGUAGUCA